GGCAGCAUUAGAGUCUCGUAGAUGUUGUCGCGUGUAAAUAGCUUUGCCGCGAAAAACUGUGAGAAAAGCAGACCAAGAGUUUGUAAAUGUGAUAAAAACAGAGCUGGACUGGGACUCUGAGUAACAAAAUGGCUGCUCAGUCUUACAUUGCCAUCUCUGAGCUGCAUCCCAAUUUCUCUCAUCCGAAAGUGGCAGGCAUCAUCAUUGGGAAAACUGAUGUAAAGAGCUUCCCUGACAGAAAAAAUAUCGGUACAGACAGAUUCACUUUUGGCUUCACCAUUAAGGACUCACCUGACUUUUUCAUUAAUGUGACAGCCUGGGGAAACGAUGGUUAUGUCAACGGGCUCUCCAGCAGCUUCAGCAUUGGAGACUGUGUCACCAUUGAAAAUCCAUUAGUUGCCAACAAAGACCCAGAGAAAGGGGACCGAUUCUGUCCCACUACACCAGGCCUCUACAGGCUGCUGGUGACGGAGGCUCACUCUCAGGUGCGUCUGUGUGCGGACGUGUACACCAUCGAGCAGCUGCUGCCGCUGAUCCACCUGCCAGUGAAAGACUCCAGAGAUUUCUACUCUCUGGGAGACAUAGAGGUCAACGGCCAGCGGCUGGACGGCACAGUGAUAAAUAUACUGGCUGCAGUGAAAUCGAUUGGAGAGCCGAAGCAGUUCACCACUUCAGACGGACGCAAAGGGCAGAGGCUGGAAGUGAAACUCUUUGAUGACUCUGUCUCUUCCUUCCCCCUCAUCUGCUGGGACAGAGAAGCCAUUCAGCUUGUGCAAACUUUGAUACCCAAGGAGACGGUUCUCUUCAUAGCCGAUGCAAAGAUUAGCUUUGACAACUUUCGCAGCGGCAUGGCAGCAACCGUUAACUCGAAAACCAUUAUCACUGUCAACCCUGACACCAGGGAGGCCAGCCUGCUGUUCAGCUAUGCUAAAGAAGUAUCUGAGUCUGGAGCUCUGGAUCAAGAUGAGAAGCCAGAGGAUGUGCCUGUGGAUUCAAUCAUCGAUGUGUACACAGUGAGCCAGCUGAAGCAGAAAGCCCAGGAGAGUCCUGAGGUUUUUUUUGGCAUCACAUACAGCUUCAUCUCCAAGCUCGACCUCGAUUCCUCUGUUUCAAAAGUCAUCAAGACACGGUGCUCCAGGUGCAAGUUCCAGGUGAGUGAGGAUGCAGAGAGCUGCACCAAUCAGCUGUGUCCAGGGAGGGAUCAGGCCUUGUCAGCCACCACAGGCUUUGACCUGCUGGUGGACUUCACGGACCACACCGGCACCCUGCCUGCCUGCACCCUCAGAAGUCCAGUGGCAGAGAAGACACUUGGCUGCACAGCAGACGAGUUCACCAGUUUGACUGAUGACGAGCGAACUGCAAUGAAGUGGAAAUUCCUUUUGGAGAGAUGCAAAAUAUAUGUGAAGAUUCUCCCCUCCACUAAGAUGAGGACUGGAAUCAGGGGGAUGAUUGUGGACUGCUCACUGGCUGAUCCUGGGGAGGUGAAACAGCACAUGUCUGCCCUGCUGUAGUGACAAACACAUGCUUUACCUGCUGUUUGGUGCUGUUUUGAUUAAGAUAUUAACAAGAGAACAUUUAAACAUGUAGUUAUACAUUAAUACAUUCUCUGCAUUAUUUAUUUAUUUAACAUAUUUAUUUAUUUAUUUGAAUGUCUGUAUUUUUCAAAUGUACUGGUGGUUUAAUUGUUUGCAAAAAACAAACUAACCUGUAAAUUUAGAAACAGUUAUAUGUCAAUAUGUUAUGUGUCAAAUAUAUAAACCAAAUGUUAUUCGCUGAUAUUGACAUGUUCAUAUUAAUAAACAGCUUAU
Lates calcarifer (barramundi perch) is the source of this 1808-nucleotide messenger RNA. RefSeq names its product meiosis specific with OB-fold (gene meiob). Gene Ontology annotation, molecular function: single-stranded DNA 3'-5' DNA exonuclease activity; single-stranded DNA binding. The coding region runs from base 129 to 1511 and encodes 460 amino acids. Gene Ontology annotation, biological process: resolution of meiotic recombination intermediates. The transcript is spliced from 14 exons. NCBI's taxonomy places the organism in Eukaryota, Metazoa, Chordata, Actinopteri, Centropomidae. The record is from RefSeq and is a predicted model, not a curated record.